Messenger RNA from Pelecanus crispus (Dalmatian pelican), 1849 nucleotides. The record is from RefSeq and is a predicted model, not a curated record. NCBI's taxonomy places the organism in Eukaryota, Metazoa, Chordata, Aves, Pelecaniformes, Pelecanidae.
ACGGUACUUUGGUGAGAAAAUUGGGCUGUACUUUGCCUGGUUAGGCUGGUACACGGGGAUGCUCUUCCCAGCUGCCUUCAUUGGAUUGUUUGUCUUUUUGUAUGGAGUCACCACUUUGAACCACUGCCAAGUCAGUAAAGAAGUCUGCCAAGCUACAGAUAUCAUCAUGUGUCCUAUAUGUGAUAAAUACUGUCCCUUCAUGAGGUUGUCAGACAGCUGCGUUUAUGCCAAGGUAACCCACCUUUUUGACAACGGAGCUACUGUCUUCUUUGCUGUUUUCAUGGCGGUGUGGGCAACUGUUUUUCUGGAAUUUUGGAAAAGAAGGCGAGCAGUAAUUGCUUAUGACUGGGACUUGAUAGACUGGGAAGAAGAAGAGGAGGAAAUACGCCCGCAGUUUGAAGCCAAGUACUCCAAGAAAGAACGAAUGAACCCCAUAUCCGGGAAGCCAGAGCCUUAUCAAGCAUUUGCAGAUAAAUGCAGCAGACUCAUUGUUUCUGCAUCUGGAAUAUUUUUUAUGAUCUGUGUGGUGAUUGCUGCUGUUUUUGGCAUUGUUAUUUACCGUGUUGUGACUGUCAGCACUUUUGCUGCCUUUAAGUGGGCUUUAAUCAGGAAUAACUCUCAGGUUGCAACUACAGGGACUGCAGUGUGCAUCAACUUUUGCAUCAUCAUGCUACUGAAUGUGCUGUAUGAAAAGGUUGCUCUUUUCCUGACAAAUUUAGAGCAGCCUCGUACCGAAUCUGAGUGGGAGAACAGCUUCACUCUGAAAAUGUUUCUUUUUCAGUUUGUCAAUCUGAACAGCUCUACCUUUUAUAUAGCAUUCUUCCUUGGAAGAUUUACAGGACACCCUGGUGCCUACUUAAGGCUGAUAAACCGGUGGAGACUGGAAGAGUGCCACCCUAGUGGAUGCCUUAUUGAUCUCUGUAUGCAAAUGGGUAUUAUAAUGGUGCUAAAGCAGACCUGGAAUAACUUCAUGGAACUGGGCUACCCGCUAAUUCAAAACUGGUGGACCAGGAGAAAACUACGACAAGAGUAUGGCACUCAGAGAAAAACAAACUUCCCACAGUGGGAAAAGGACUACAAUCUGCAACCUAUGAAUGCUUAUGGACUCUUUGAUGAAUACCUAGAAAUGAUUCUUCAGUUUGGGUUCACAACCAUUUUUGUGGCAGCUUUUCCACUGGCACCGCUUCUGGCCUUACUUAACAAUAUUAUUGAAAUUCGGCUUGAUGCAUACAAAUUUGUUACCCAGUGGAGAAGACCAUUAGCUUCAAGAGCCAAAGAUAUAGGAAUCUGGUACGGGAUCCUGGAAGGCAUUGGAAUUCUUUCUGUCAUCACAAAUGCAUUUGUUAUAGCUGUGACAUCAGAUUUCAUCCCUCGCCUUGUUUAUGCUUACAAAUAUGGACCUUGUGCUGGCCAAGGAGAAGCUGGACAAAAGUGUAUGGUUGGCUAUGUUAAUGCCAGUUUAUCAGUAUUUCUGGUGUCUGACUUUGAAAACCGUUCAGAACCAACAUCAAAUGGAAGUGAAUUCUCUGGUUCACCAUUAAAAUAUUGCAGGUACAGGGACUACCGAGACCCUCCUCACUCCCCAGUGCCCUACGGUUACACGCUGCAGUUCUGGCAUGUCUUAGCAGCGCGGUUGGCUUUCAUUAUUGUAUUUGAGCACCUUGUCUUUUGCAUAAAGCACCUGAUUUCCUACUUAAUCCCAGAUCUCCCAAAAGAUCUGAGAGAUCGGAUGAGGAGAGAAAAGUACCUCAUUCAGGAAAUGAUGUAUGAAGCAGAACUAGAACGUCUGCAGAAAGAGCGGAAAGAAAGGAAGAAGAACGGAAAAUCUUAUCAUAAUGAGUGGCCAUGA